UGCACAUACAUACAUACAUACGUAUACAUAUAUACGUAAUCCAUAUACGCAGCCGGGCGGCGGACUGUUUUGCUCAAUCCUUCACGUCGCGCGCGCACUCCGUGCGCUACGCGCGGAGCAUUUAGAUCGUCGUCACCGUGUUCGUGCUCUCCCACCGCGCCGCCGAGUACGGCCCACCGAGGAAGAGUGACCCGUGCCCACACCGUCGUCACGACACGGAAAACUCUCCCGCAACACUUGGACGUCGAUAUACAUCGAGCCCGCCCGUGUCCCGCCCUGGACACGCCGAUUCGCCCGAUUCGCCCGCCACACGACGGGUUAUGUUUCCUACCUUCAUCGGGAUCCUAGACAUUCAAUCGUGGUGGGAGGUGCCAAGUAUAGCACACUUUUGCUCAUUAUUUAGAGCUGCCUUCAAUCUUCUGGAUUUUGAUAUUGAGGAUUUGGAAGAAGCCCUAUUAACAGACGGAGGUACUGAAGGACGACUGCUUCAGGAACUGAUAGUAAAGUUACUGGAGGGUUGCUUGCCAAAUGACACCCGCAAUGACAUCUCCACCUUUAAUUAUCAGAUGUUUCUACGCAGACUUUUUCGGAAAAAAUGUCAAGAAUACAAGUGUGAGAAUCCUUUUAAUACAGACGUAGACUUUGAAUUACUACCACUUCGUCAAAAAGUAGAAAUACUACGUGCACUCUGUGACUUCAGGCUCGACGCCGAAGACGUAGAGCAGUCAUUGAGCAACUUGGACUCGGAUAGUCUGCGAGUCGAACCUUUGGGACAUGAUCGUAAGAAUUCUGCCUAUUGGUACUUCUACGGCACUCGACUGUACCGGGAGGAUUACAUUGAUACUUCUGAUAGUGCCUCACACAAGCAGAAAAGUAAGCCAAAGGAUAAAAAGCGUAAAAAACGACGGAACAGAGUGGCGAAGGAGGAACAGGAAGAGGAAGAGAAGGAGGAAGCUGGUUUAAUAAACAGCGAGGGACGAGAGAGUGUUUGGCAAGUUGUGUGUUUCACCCAACAAGAUUGGAGCAGAUUAGUUGAAAAAUUUCGUGAUUCGGAAUACGAUACCGAACGUAAACUUUAUCGUACAUUAUCCGAAGACUUUAUGCCAGAAAUACCGAAAUUGUUCGAUCUGAAAGAGAAGCAGCAACGGCGUAAGCUAUUACAACGUAAUAGCUCGCGAGUGCUUCGCAGUCAGGAACCUGCUACUCAGAUGGAUGCAGUCAUGGUCAGAUCCAAGAUCAAGACUAAAACGACCAAAGGGACUAAAAAAGGGACGCAAGCUUCAAAAUCUGCUUACAUUAAGGAGGAGACUACUCCACCGUUACCAACUCCGCCGGUCCAGAAAAAGGGGCGGCAAACAAACAAUUCUUUAGCUUCCGCUGUCGGCCAGAUUGUAAUUCACACGAGGGACGAGGUAGAAGAUCUGGAAAAAAAGAAGGGUAUCGGUAAUCAUGAUGGUAAUUACGUAUCUUGUAAUUAUGGCUACAAAUAUGGCUAUUCCUUCGGUAUUGAAGAGGAAGAACGUUGUGUUGGCAUGCACAAAGUUCUUGAAAGUGUUAAGGAUCAUGUUGAUGCUUGGCCAUUUAUUGAUCCUGUGGACGAAGAGUAUGCACCGAGAUACUAUAGUGUGGUGCGAAGACCAAUGGAUCUCAGCACUAUGGAAGAGAAAUUGGAAGGCGGCUCUUAUAAAAGUUUAAGUCAGUUUAAACGUGAUUUUCGACUUAUCGUUGACAAUUGUAGACAGUACAAUGGCUCAGAUAACGAAUACACGGAAAUGGCGAUUAAUCUUAAAGAAGCUUUUGAUAAAGCCGUGAGUCGAUAUUUGGAGUCAGAAACAUCCAGUGACGAAGGUCCUGCAUCUCCUCGGUCACUAGCGGGAUCGCCUACAUCUUUAUUGUAUCCUUCACGUCAUUUAUCUUCUUCACACCAUAAUGCACGUAAACGUUCGAAGAAAUCGACCAAAAAAUCUAAAUCAUAUAAACCUGAGGGUAAAGCAAAAUCCAAGAAUAACGAAAAAGUAGAUGAAGAUGAAAAAAGGAACAAAAGUAUUAAAGUUGCAAAGAAGAAAAGAGGGAAGAAAAAAGGCAAAAAGAUAAAAGAAGAAGAAUCGGAUGAAGAUGAAGAGGAACAGGAGGACCAAGAAAGUGAAGAUGCAAUAUCUAGUAUUAACACUAGUAUUGUAGCGUCAAAGAGAAGAAAAAACGUCGAUGUAAAUAGUUUACUUAAAACCAAAAAGCUAUCUAAGGAACCGGGAGAAUUAAAAACAUUAAAUAAAAAAGCAAGUAAGGAGCGACAUCAACCAAAAAAGGACACAGAAAUUGUACGAUCUGCCAAAGAAACGAAAGAGAACAAGAAACGGAAGGAAGACUUCGAGGAAGAUUACGAACCUCCGGUAAUUGCGAAAAGUAAAAGUAGAAAAAUAGAAAAGAAAGAGCUUGAAGAAACUGGAAUAUUGACAGACAACGCGAAAAAAAGCAAACUAAAAAAAAUAGAAGUGGAAGAAAAUGACGCAAUAUUCGAGGAGGAAAAAAAACAAUCUUCUCAUGUCAAAACGAAAAAAAAUCGUAAAAAGGAAAAGUCGAAUUUAAAGACUAUAACAAAGGCUGAUGAAAAAUCCGAUAAGAAUCAUAUAAAACAAAAAAAUAAGAAAUCAAAACAAAAGAAUGACGAAUUAAAGAAUGGCGAAUUAAAAAGUCAAACAGAUUCCAAAGAUGUAGAAUUAGAAAGUGCUUUAGACUCCAAGCAUACUCACAUUUCCAAGAAGCUCUCUACGUUUAUUGGUAAUAAAGACGUAGACUCACUUGAUAGUUUAAAAGAUAAGAUAAGCGAUAGAAGACGGGAGGAAAAAUUGAAGAAUGAGAAAGAAAAACAGAGGAAAGCGGUGAAAAGUGACACUCAUAGUGUCUAUUCAAAAAAAGUGCCUUCAAACAGUAGUACUUUCCACGAUAAUGACAAAGACAGUGCGAAGCGAUCGAAAUCGAAGAAAAGUACGAAGGAAGAUAAAAUUAUGGACGAUGUGAUUAAGAAACAUGAUUCGGAAGUCAGUGAAAAUAAGAAGAUUACUCACGCUAAGCAUACCAAAGGAUUGGGAGCGGAAGAAAAUGCUACAAUUCAAGCAUUAAAUCAAGCAACGGAGAAAACACUUCAUGACAUUAAUAAAUGGCUUGACGAUACGCCCAGGCUUUCGGAAUUCUCCUCCGGCAGUGACUCGCCGGUGCUUCAUACUCCCAUCGAAUCCAGUCGUUCAGGAUCGACGAAGGUAGAAGCUACAAGAAAGAGACCGAAUUCCAUCAAGAUGUUCGGUCCUCAUGGACCGAAUCGACCAAAGAAGAUACAACGUACAAUCGAUCGUUUGCAACCUGGUAAAAGCAAAGGAAAUUUACUUCUGAAGAAACCACUUAAUGUGACCAACACUAACGCCAAUGAUACUACGACAUACCCUACCAGUGAUAACGAUCAGUCGAAUAAGGAUAAUGAUGAAGAGCCAAAACUCAGUUUAGGCACCGUAUUAAAAAAUGUGGAUUCUAUCCAAUUGAUCUGCAAAAGCUUGGUAUCGUCACCCAACCCCAAUUUUUCGAACGACGACGAAGAGGAGGACCAUUCUCUUACCACAGCUCAAACAUCUAAUGUUAAGGAGGAAAAAACUAGUAUUAAGGAAAUUACGAAGACAACAGGAAGUACAGCGGAGGAAAAGGAUGCAGCUCGUUCUGGUGCAGAAGAAACACAAAAACCGAAAUCUGCCACACCAAAUUUGAGUGCCUGGUUCAAAGCCUUUGGAGCGCCAAAAUCAAAAAAGAAAGAUGAGGAAACGGAAGAGGCGACAAUGAUGAAGAAGGACAGUGAUUCGCAGGAGGCAUUUUGCGGUAGACAACGACGUCUGAGCACUGGCGGUAGCAGUGUCAGUGAAUCAGUAUCUAGUUUCUCUCAGGAAUCGCCACCGGCACCACGUGCAGCUCAUUCUCCACAGUGUCAGCCUGUGAUAACUCCUACCGAGCCGAUUAGAGGCGCGGGAUUUUAUCAAGAUGCAUUAUCGACUGGGAGCAGCCCUUACAAUAGUCCCUAUUAUGCGACGCCGCCGAGAUACAGCGCGCAAUUACCGCCCACGCCAUCACCGCAGAACCAUCCACUAUCCCCGGCUUAUCCAUCGUCUUACGACCAACCACCCGCUUAUCCACCGGUACAUGCGCAACCGCCGUACCAGUCGCCGUACCAGAAAUCCUCGCCUCAAGAAAGCACCAACGAGGCGUAUCCGCAAGUGUCACCACAACGCUUCCCGCAACAGUUACCCGCCAGCAAUCAAAAUCAAUCACCCGUUUAUCCCCAACACUCUCCGCAAGCGAUGCAGCCGGUUUAUCAUCCUCAACCGUCGCCUCAGACACCACCGUCGAAUUAUUCGCAACCUUCGCCGCAACAACCAUCCACUCCGAACUACUCGCAACCAUCGCCGCAACAAAACGCGGUCACUAAUUAUUCUCAGCCUUCUCCGCAGGCAGUUACCAAUUAUCCGCAAGCUUCUCCACAGCAGCACUCCCCCUAUUCGCAGUCCUCUCCUCAAACGCCACCGAAUUACUCACAACCGUCUCCGCAGCAGCACUCUCCGUAUCCACAGUCCUCGCCUCAGCAGCCCGCUGGGUACGGUCGAUUGUCGCCGCAACCACCACCUGCGAAUUACUCUCAGCCUUCGCCUCAGCCACCCAACGCGUACGCGCAACCAACUCCUCAGCCGCCGAGUUUCCCUCCUCAGUCAUCGCCGCAAACGCAUCCGGCCAACUAUUCGCAACCGUCACCUCAACCUCCGAAUUCGUACCCAACUCCGCAACAUGAUCGAAGUUACUCGCAAUCUUCGCAGAUUCAAACCUUCCCUCAACACUCACCGCAAGCACCAUCUUCGUUCUCCGAACAAUCGUCACAAAAUAGCCCAUACUCCCAGUCAUCACCGCAAUCAUUGACCAAUUAUCCGCAGUCAUCUCCCCAACAACCGGCAACGUAUUCACAUCCAUUACAUUCACCGCAAACAUCAUCGAAUUACCCACAGUUGUCGCCUCAGCAAACAACCGGGACAGCGACAGCGGCAGCAGGGACAGCGAUAAACUAUUCGCAACCAUCGCCUCAACAAUCACGUAAUUACCCGCAAUCGUCGCCUCAGCAGAAGCCUACUUGCAAUCCCGUACAACCAUCGCAACAAUCGCCCGGUUACCCACAAUCUUCUCCGCAACAGGCCACUAAUUAUUCUCAGCUUCAAUCAUCGAAAAAUUCGGAGGAGUAUCCUGCUCAGGCUACGGCGCAGUCUGCAACUUAUCCCCAAGACUUUAAGCAAAAUCCCCCGUACAUUCAACAGUCACCUACAAUAUCGUCGUCUGUGAAUGAAUCUGAACAUCGGACAGAAUAUCUGAAGUCUAACGCUUCCGAGAAACCUGCUACGAGCGAUCAACAGAGGAAUUUCCCUGUUCAAUCGGAAUCGUUGAAUCUGAAUGCGAAUCAUCAGAUUUAUCAAUCGCCAAGUCAGUAUCCAUCGACGUACCCGAAUAGUUUUCCCAACGUCGAACUUCAGAGGUCCACUUCGAGACACAGCGGUCAGUCUCAGCAACAACAACAGCAGCAGCAGCAGCAGCAGCAGCAGCAAUCGGCACCGCAGGAAUCGCGAACCAACUUCACCGAAAUCCAACCGCGUGGCUUCCUCAGCAAAGCGUCGUCGGGCAGCAGUGAACAAUUACCCGCGCCUGCACCGGAUCAGACGCAGUUGUUAUCAUUUCAGCAGAACUUGACAGCUCACGAAUCGCUGUAUCCAAGUGGCUUCCAGCCGUCCGGCUAUUCGCUACCGCCACCGCCAUCGAAUUCGAGGCCGGUGUAUCCUAGUCCGCAUUAUUUCGAUGCCGGUUCCAAAUCCACCGGUGGUGGCAGCGGCGGCGGUGGCAGCGGCAGUGGCAGUGGAGCCGCGUCCGGUAGCCCGAACAGCAAUCCUCCUCCGAUGAAGAAACGUGCGUAUGAGCCGCCUUCCAACGGCGAAUCCAGCACGCGCGGUCUACCGCAGGAGAGCGCGAUGACGCGUCCGAGCCAGGAGCAAUUUCCGAGUUUCGAGCCGAUGAUGAUCCCGCAACCAGAAGCCGUACCGGUCAAUCAGUUCGACGGCACGCCGUUCGUCGGUGGUCUGGCCGACUCGAUGGCGACCAAUUCGGCGUACGCGCGACUCAGCCUCGGAGCACUAGUGAGUCGAGCACCGAGUAAAGAACAACAGCAACUAUUGACGAUCCCACGUCCACCGCCUGGGACGAAAUCGGAGCACCUGUCCGCUUAUGGUCGUGGCGCUGCGUCCGGCGAGCUCGAUCAGCUUAAUUUGCUGCAGACUUUGCAAAGCGCAGCGAAGAACAGCCAGAGUAUUCUCACGAUAUCGCGACGAGCCGGCGAGAGCGACGUGCGGACGACAUCCACCGCGAUACCGGCCGCCAUGGGGCAGUCCAAGACGAAGAGAAGUCGGAAGAGCAAGCAUCCGCAGCAGCAGGACGCUCAACCGAGCGCAGCCAUCACGGCGACGGCCGUAACGACUACCGUCGUCACGGCCGGCACCGAUCAACAGCAGACAGCGGGAAUGCCCGCGUUUCCGCAGUACGCGGCCGCGUCCGCCGCGACCGCGGCCGAAUCCAUCGGUGCGUUGAAGACGGUCCCACCGGGUAGCGCCUUCAACUUCGCCGCCUCUAGCAGCGGUGCGAGCACCGGCCACGCGCCGCCUUUCCCCUACGACAAGGACGCCACCGCCGCGGCCGCGUUCGCCUUCCUGACGGAUGAGUUCCGCAACUCUACCAGCUACUACAUGAGCCUGCGGCAGCAGCAGCAACAGCAACAGCAGCAGCAGCAGCAACAACAACAGCAACAGCAGCCGGUGGGAGCGCCGACAGUGAGCAACGCUUCGGGCCAACCGACUGCCUGCAACAAACUCGGCAAUCAACCACCGCCCAGGAACUAUCCGCCUCAUCCGUUGUUCCACUCGCCCGCCGCCGUCGCCGCCGCCCAGAGAUCGGCGGCAGCUGCGGCUUAUGUGCCGCCGAUGUCCGCCUACGUGACGCCUCACGGGCCCAACCUCACAGUGGACCCGGCCUAUCAACAGUACCUCCACUCGCUCUACGCUCUUCAGCCACCGCAUCAUCACCGACCGUCCUGGAUUUAGCCACUAAGAUCACUGCAAGAUCGAUCCGUGAUUCGAUGAUGACAGAUUAGUCUUCUGACGGACCUAGAAACGUACCGCGACGGAGGGGGAGCGAGUCUAAAGGACUAGUCGCAUCGUCAAAUGUCAAUCGAAAGUCUCUUGGCGAGCGCGCGAGAGAGCAGCAUGCCCUUUCUGCCUCAUUUUUGUUCUUUUUUUUUUUUUUUUUUUUUCCCCAAUUCAACAAAGGACAUCCUCCUCGCGACUUGUCUUUUUUUUAUUGAUUUUUACGCAACUGACCGUAACGCCGAAACCUGCGAGGCUUCCUCUCCACGGAAUUAGGUAAAUGACACCGUUCGUAGAUUUCUUUGACCGCAGCUUCCUUUUUACGAGCAACCGUCGCAAAACCGUUUGACCACUUUUUACACUGUUUGUCGAAAAGCGGAGAAGCCUAGCUUCUACAUGUACAUAAGGGACAAGUCUACUUUCGAUAUAUAGGAAUUUUUGAUAGUUUUCUAAAACAAGAUUAACCGGCAGAUACAAUAGCUCUAAGGUCGUUAGCGCCGAGGAUGGAUCGAUCGCGUGUCUCUAUCGGAAGUUCCUCUGUGUGCGUCAUCGGAUGAAAUACGUAUUCGCGAUGAAAUUACGCACAUGGAAUGCAUCAUACAUCUGCACGUAAUAUGUAUGUUUAAAUAUGUAUAAUGAUGUACGCAGGAAAUUACUCGCGAGUGCAUUUUGUCCGACAUUAUCUCUUGUGUCGACAAGAGCACGCGCGAGCGGAUUAAUAUGUACAUGUGCGUGCGUGCGUGCGUGCGUGCGUGCGUGCGUGCGUGCGUGCGUGCGUGCGUGCGUGCG
Molecule: messenger RNA, 7991 nt
Organism: Pogonomyrmex barbatus (red harvester ant)
Lineage: Eukaryota; Metazoa; Arthropoda; Insecta; Hymenoptera; Formicidae
Biological process (GO): chromatin remodeling
Cellular component (GO): CERF complex
Molecular function (GO): protein binding
Source: RefSeq, a predicted model, not a curated record